AUGGCAGGUCUUUUGCCAAGAGCAUACGGCGGUGUUCUUAGGAGAAGUUAUAUAUAUCUGGGGUCACAGUGCUCGAAUUCUGUUUCUAGGUUGACUGUUGGUUCAACUUUCCGACUAGUUAGGAUGAAAUCUUGGGGAACCAGUAAGUUUCAUACUAAUGGUUCUCCGGUUUUGAAUGAGAUAAAGAAAAUAUCAAAAUCUAAUGGUAUUACAAUUAUCAAUCCUCUCGUUAAUAAGGUAACUACUAAUAAUGUAUCAACCUCUUCGAAUGGUAAGGCAGCAGUGGCUGCAGCCACUGCUGCUACUGCUGUUAGUUUAGGAUCUACUGGGCAGGAUGAUGCUUUGUCAAGAAAUACAGAUUUCUUACAUAUACAAAAUAUUCUAUUACAAAAAAACCAGGAUCGUAUGAAUAAGCAAAAAUUAUUAAGUGAAGCAACGAACUUUUAUGAAAGGUUUAAGAUCAAUACAAAAUGGUUGUUGAUUAGAGGGAAUAGGCCGUUUUCAGCUGAUGAAAUUGGGACUUUGUUUUCUUGGAUUAUACUGUCACAGAUUCUAUGGAUUAUUCUGGGGACAACUACUUUUGUAUCGAUAUUACUUAUCAUAUUCAAUACUGUUUUUGCUAAGGAAAUGGUAGGAAACGUAGUAGGGAAACUUUUGAAUAUCUUUCUUGAUGGCAUAGAUGUAAAAUUUCAAGAUGCGUUGGUUCCUGAAUGGAGAAAAGGGUGUAUACGAUUCAAUAAUGUUCAGUUGAGAACUCAUCCACUCCAAGCCAGUGAACCAGAAAAUAUUAAUGAUUAUAAUGAACUUGUAAAUAAUAUGAUCGAAUUUGACUUAAAAUUGCACCAAAUAGAAUUAUCCUUAUCUUUGAAAAAAUGGUUGCUAGGUAACGGUUUAAUACAAGAUUUGACCAUAAUGGGGAUGAGAGGCAAUAUCACUGUGACUCCUGUGUCAUUAGAGAACAAAAUUGAUGAUAAUCAACGUGUAAAUUUGAUAGAUUGGUUUUCUAAUCCGUACUAUCAUUUGGGAAAUGUUAAGGUAACAGACUCUUCGAUUAUUCUGCAUGACAACCAAUUGAGUAAAGAUUUUAAAGUAUCUAUAUAUAAUUUAGAUAUGCCUCAAUUACGAUUCCAAUGGAUUAUAAAUGAUUUCUUAAGUUCAAAUGUUGUCGACGGUUCUAUCAAUCACUCUUUGUUCAAUAUUCAUAAAAGACAGCAUAAAUUGGCCUAUAUCAAAGAUUUGGAGAACGAUUUAUCUGAUUGGAAACGUAUCACUAGAAUAAGGUUAGAUUCCAUCGAUGUGAAAAAAUUGGGUUUAAAUAACUCUAAUGCUUUUAAUUGGAUGGAUGAUGGGCAAUUGGAUAUUAUCGCAGAUGUUAUGUUACCAAACGAACAAGAAAAUGAACCUGAUUUUGACUUUACUCGUAAUAAGAAGGAGCACAUGUCCAAAAGUAAUAACAAAUAUGUUGUGUUGGACUUAAAAUUCAGGUUCAAAGAUUUGAAAGCAAUUUUCCCCGAUCGAGCACCUCGUUUGUCUAAUGGUGAAGAAAUUCUUUCCUUGGAUGAACUGAAGCAGAUUAUUCUAUUCAUAAACAGAAAAUAUGACCUAUACCAUUCAUAUGCCAACUCUUCUUAUAAGAAUACCUUAUGGGAUGCUCCUAAUAUCGCUAUUAAUAAAGCUAAAUCAUUCCCAGUAACUACAGUAUUUCAAUCCAAGAAGGAUUUUUCAAAUGAAGACUCUGAUGAAGAAGAUCGUAAAUUGAAGAAGCAAAUUAUUCGAUUUCACGAUGAUAUAUCAACACCAAAUAAUGAGCUUGUUUUAAGUUGCAAAGUAGUGAAAAAUAUUAAUGAGCUGAAGAAUAUGGUUUUAUUUUGGGAAACUGGUAUAUACGAUUCUUUAAGUAUGGAACUGUACAUUGACCUGAUGAAAAUGGUUGAAGAGUGGGAGUACAAGAAGAAGACUAAUUGGAUGACAGAUUGGGGUUCUUCAGUAGCCUCACAACUAAUAAUUGUAGGAUUUGGAGCUAUGGUUUAA
Vanderwaltozyma polyspora DSM 70294 is the source of this 2031-nucleotide messenger RNA. RefSeq names its product Mdm32p (gene MDM32). Gene Ontology annotation, biological process: mitochondrion inheritance. Lineage: Eukaryota; Fungi; Ascomycota; Saccharomycetes; Saccharomycetales; Saccharomycetaceae. The coding region runs from base 1 to 2031 and encodes 676 amino acids. The transcript has a single exon. The record is from RefSeq and is a predicted model, not a curated record. Gene Ontology annotation, cellular component: mitochondrial inner membrane.